CCCUUUUUUUUCUCUCUUCCGUCUAUCAUUAUGGCGUGUUCAAAAAUAUUUUCAGGAAAUAUGCCAGAAUUAACAAGUAAAAUCAUACAAUAUUUACAGUAUGACCAUUUAGCAUUACAUUCAUGUAUUUUUGUCAAUAGAUUAUGGUGUCGUAUAGCAAUUCCAUUAUUAUGGGAAGACCCAUUUUCAAAGAAAUUAAAACUUCCUAAAAAUCAAAAUAUUCUUGAACCUUCCUUAUACAAAUUAAAUGAAGAUGAUAAAACAAGAUUAAAUGAAUUUGGAAUUAAUAAUGAAACAUUUUCUUUGAAUACAUUAUUUAAUUAUUCCAGUUUUAUUAAAUGUUUGGAUACUUAUACAUUUGUUUAUUCUGUCAAAAAGUGGAUUAAAACUAAAAUAUCUGUUAAUAUAAUGGAAUCAACAAAAUUUAUUUUUAUGUUAUUAAUCAAAAUAUUUAUUGAAAAUGGAAUUAGUUUACAUACUUUUGAAGUUGAAGUUCCUAUAACUUUAAGUGUUAUUGGGGAUAAAUGUUUUAAUUCUACUUUUGAAUUAAUUUUAAAAAAUCCAAAUUUUAUUAAUAAUGUUAAAAAUUUAAUUCUUCAUUUUAGUGAAAGAAUGGAGAAUAUGGAAUUUUUAGAAAGAUUUUAUUAUAAUUGCAAUUCAAUUUCAUCACUUCAUAUUUUAGCUUCAAUGGAUGAAGAUGAGCAAGUUGAAAAGAAUUUAUCACAAAUUAUUAAAUCACAACAAAAUCUUAAAAAAAUUUCUUUUGAAUAUCAUUUUGAAUAUACUUUAAAUUAUUUAAAGGAUUCUUAUUGUUUAAAUACCUUAAAAACUAUUAUAUUUUAUGGAAUUCGGUUUAAUAGUAUGGUUGAUUUUAAGGAAGUGUUUGAACAACUAAAUGUUUUAGAAUCUGUUCAUAUUUUAGAUUGUUAUUCUUUAAAUUCUGUUAUUAUUGAGCAAAUUAUUAAUUUAUCUAAACCAUUUAAAUUAAAAUCUUUAUUUAUAAAUGAAAUAUUAGAUAUUAAAUCAUUGGAAUCAUUAUUACAAAAAUCUGGUGAUUAUAUAGAAUAUUUUGGCCUUAGAUCAAGAAGUCAUGCAUCAAAACAACAAUUAUUGGAAGUAAUUAAACGUUAUUGUACAAGGAUUAAGUUUUUUGAAUUAUUUGAAUUUGAUAAAAAAGAACUUUGGCCAACAUUUGAUUUAAUUGAAGAUGUUGGACAAAAUCUUAAUUUUAUUUCCAUUGAUCUCCAUGAAUUUUAUAUAUAUCAAUUAGAUCAUGAUACUGAACUUAGUUCAAUUAUAUUGCAAAAUCUAGGUCAAAUUCUACCUCAUAAAUUAGAAUAUUUAAAUUUAGCUUUCAAGAUUAAUACAAAUGAUUUGGGAAUAUUUUUUAAGAAUUCUCAGAAUAUUUUUAUUAAAAAAUUAUUAAUUAAAAAUAAGAUUUAUAAUGAAAGUGAGGAUAUUUUACCUUAUAUAAAAGAAUAUGUUAUGAAAGAAAAAAGGGUUAUGUAUUUAGCUAUGGAAGAAAGUUUCGGUGAUGAAAAAAAGAAGAAUUUGUUUUCUUUAGAAGAUGAAGUAAAGGAGUUUCAAUUACAUAAUAUUAAAAUUCAAAAUUAUAACGAUUUGCUUAUAGAUAUUUAUGAUUUUGUAAAUGAGAACAAGAGAGAAGUGGUUGGACGAAGAAAUGCUGGUAAUCUCGCCACGAAAUUGUAUGAAAAUUCGACUCCGGAGGAGGUAGUGGAUGUGAUUUCAAAAUUGAGAAAAGAAUCAUCGGAAGACAUGAAUAAAAGGAUGGAUAAAAGGAUAGAAUUAAUUGAACGUAAAUCCAACGGCAAUUACGAAAUCACGAAGUCUGAUUGUCAGCAACGUGGAAAAAAGUAG
Rhizophagus irregularis DAOM 181602=DAOM 197198 is the source of this 1878-nucleotide messenger RNA. RefSeq lists its product as uncharacterized. NCBI's taxonomy places the organism in Eukaryota, Fungi, Glomeromycota, Glomeromycetes, Glomerales, Glomeraceae. The record is from RefSeq and is a predicted model, not a curated record.